UAGGCUAUACUUUAUACUCUUCCUUGGCUGCCAUCUAAGCGUCACAUCAUCACCUCCUCCAUCUCCCAACCUAUUCUAUCCCACAAUUCAUACUGAUCUAGUUCAAACUCACUAUACCUCUUACAGAUAAAGCCUUCUUCGGAAAAAUCCUUUCAAGAUUAAGAUCCGCUCCCCAAUCAAAAUAAUUAAUCCUCAAUGCACCCAAUUGUUAAAGCCCUAAUUAUGUUAUAUGUAUAACAUUAUUUUAAAAACUAUAUGUAUUACUUGCUAUUUUCAUGAUUUUUCUUGAAAUAAAAUCAUGCCAAAACAAAUCAAGGGUUUGACCUAAAAAAGGGGAACUAAAAGAAAAAUAAAAUAAAAUAAAAAAUAAAAAAAAAGUGAAAUUGGGCAUGGGUUUGUACUUCGCAAGUAUUGUAACCCUCUUCUCUUAAUAAAUAUCUCCCCCAACCCCUUCCGCCUCUCUCUCCGUUUUCCGAUUAAUAAUAAUCACCGGAGACUCGCCUGAUCUCCGAUUCAACUCAGACUUGGUUUAUGAGCUCGAAGGAGAAGCCCACUCUAGGUGGUCAGCGGAUCAAGACCCGCAAACGGAACAUUGCAGCUCCUUUGGACCCUUCAGCAUUUGCAGAUGCAGUGAUCCAAAUUUAUUUGGAUAACGAUGGUGAUCUGGAGCUAAUCGCUAAGUGCAUCGAAUCUUCAGACCUUAACUUCAGCCGAUAUGGUGACACCUUUUUCGAGGUUCUCUUCACCGGAGGGCGUACGCAACCUGGAACAACGAAGCCCGAUGAGGGAGAGCGUCACACAUACUCUAUACUAGACUGUGAAGCCAAACGUGAACUGAUUUUACCGUCUGUGAUCUACAUACAGAAGAUACUGAGGCGAAGGCCUUUUCUCAUCAAGAAUCUCGAAAAUGUUAUGCGAAGAUUCCUUCAGUCCCUUGAGUUUUUCGAGGAAAACGAAAGAAUUAAGCUGGCGAUUUUCACCGCACUCGCCUUUUCCCAGAAGCUGUCUGGUCUGCCACCAGAGACCGUCUUCCAGCCGCUUCUUAAGGAUAACUUAGUCGGAAAAGGGCUCGUUCUUACUUUUAUAACUGAUUUCUUCAAGGAAUAUCUCAUCGAUAACAGCCUUGAUGAUCUUAUCUCCAUCUUGAAACGUGGAAAAAUGGAAGACAAUUUACUUGAUUUCUUUCCGUCUGGAAAACGAUCCGCUGAAGCUUUCUCUGAGCAUUUCACCAAAGCAGGGUUGGUGCCGUUGGUUGAAUAUAACGACAAGAAGAUCUUUGAGGUGAAAGUGAAGGAAAUGAAAUCAGCGUUAACAACUCAGAUAUCCGAAGAAACUGAUAUUUCGGAAGUGAUAGAGACGGUGAAACAACAUGUUAAAGAUGCUAAAUUGCCUGACAUCGAGGUCGUGAGAAUCCUUUGGGAUGUUUUGAUGGAUGCUGUUCAAUGGUCGGGGAAAAACCAACAACAAAACGCUAAUUUGGCUCUUCGUCAGGUGAAAACAUGGGCGAAGCUAUUGAACACGUUUUGCACAAGCGGAAAGCUUGAGCUCGAACUGCUUUACAAAGUUCAAGUUCAGUGUUACGAAGAUACGAAGCUAAUGAAGUUGUUCCCUGAAGUUGUGAGGUCUCUUUAUGACCAAGACGUUCUUGCUGAAGACACGAUACUUCAUUGGUUCGCUAAAGGAACCAACCCGAAAGGAAGGCAAAGCUUUGUGAAGGCGUUGGAGCCGUUUGUGAAGUGGCUGGAAGAGGCAGAAGAGGAGGAAUAGAUCUUCUCUUUAAUUCGAGUGCUUAAACUUUGAAAUUUUCUGUUAACUUUUAACCUUGUUUUAACUGCUGUUAUUUGUCACAAAUUUUAUGUUGCUGGAUUGAAUUUAAUAAUCUGUGUUUUUAAGUUUGACGACU
Molecule: messenger RNA, 1903 nt
Organism: Helianthus annuus (common sunflower)
Lineage: Eukaryota; Viridiplantae; Streptophyta; Magnoliopsida; Asterales; Asteraceae
Product: basic leucine zipper and W2 domain-containing protein 2
Exons: 8
Coding region: 532-1767 (411 amino acids)
Cellular component (GO): membrane; cytoplasm
Molecular function (GO): protein binding
Source: RefSeq, a predicted model, not a curated record